Solenopsis invicta (red fire ant) is the source of this 5001-nucleotide messenger RNA. It is a transcript of the gene mmd, whose product is annotated as disintegrin and metalloproteinase domain-containing protein 11. The coding region runs from base 713 to 4744 and encodes 1343 amino acids. Gene Ontology annotation, biological process: membrane protein ectodomain proteolysis. The transcript has 26 exons. Lineage: Eukaryota; Metazoa; Arthropoda; Insecta; Hymenoptera; Formicidae. The record is from RefSeq and is a predicted model, not a curated record. Gene Ontology annotation, molecular function: metalloendopeptidase activity.
CGAGGCGUGAUUCGGUCCGGGCAGUUUCCUCUCUUCUGGCCGCGCGCGCGCGAGAGUAGUAGGGCCGCAAUCCGCUCCGGGUUUGAGAAGAAGCCGCCGGAAAGUAGUGUGCUCUCCCUUCGCGGUCGGUCUCCUCGUCUUUGGUCGACGGUGCACGAAAAUCCCGAAGGAAGCCACCGAGAGAUGAUUUGAGGAGAGAGAAGAGAGAGAGAGAGAGAGAGAGAGAGAGAGAAAGAGACUGACUGACACUGAUACUAAGAGAAAGAUAGACGGUCAGAGAGAGGGAAAGACAGAAAGAGAAAGAAGGAGAUAUCCGCUUCGCUUCGCUCCGCUCCGCUCCGUUCCGCUCGGCUACGUUUCGCUCGCGCGACGUGUCCAACUCCGCUGUUUUUCUGUCGUUUUUUUCGUCGCCGAACCCAUACAGCCACCCGCGCGAGCGCGCUAUUCAUAUCUUAGAGAUUGCUACACGAUUGGUAUAGCGUAUCGUCGGGAGGAUCGGCUCGUGAUCCGCUCCGAUCCGCUCCGUUACGCUCCGUUCCGCUCGGCUCCGCGUGCCGCGUCUAAUGAUCGAGGAGGUGGUAGACGUCGGUGAUUAUGCGCGUAGUAAUGAAUAAUUCUGUAAAGUCCGUUGGGAUCGCAGCAGCCGCCAUCGUCGCAGUGUUUCACGAGCGUCAUGUAAUAUGGAAUUAAACAAUGUUGUUAAGACGUAAACAUGUUCUGGCUACAUUGUGGACUCUUUGUUCUCGUGAUUGCUGUACGUGGAUUUAUUAGCAGCUUAGCCGACACCACAUCCAAGCGAGAAGCAGAUUACACCUUAGAUGAUUCCUUUUGGAAGGAAGAGGAAACUCCUGCUGGUGAGGUCGAACGACUACUACAGGAAUAUCGACAAAACCAAGAGCUAAUACGAAAUAUCGGUGGUCAUUACUAUCAGAUCAUCUAUCCGGUACAGCUACGGCAUCACGAGAAAAUGGGGAUAUCCACGAGAGAAGUCGGCGUACCAAAGUUUCCUCAAAGAGGUUACGGUGAUGGAGGAUAUCAGAAUCCUAGAGGCAGAAUGAGAACAGGGAGACAUUUUCAUCGGACGUCUCUUCUGAUCAAGGCCUUUAAUCACAAAUUUCGUCUAGACUUAGAGUUAAAUACGCAACUUUUAGCUCCAAAUCUUGUACAGAAAGACUUUUUAGCAGGCGAUGCGGAACAGAUAUCUAAGCAGGAGAUAGAACAUUGUUAUUAUCACGGCACUGUGAGAGAUUAUCCGGGAGCUAGCGCUGCUUUUCACACGUGUAACGGUGUCAGCGGUGUCAUUCACUUAGGCAACGAGACCUUCGUCAUUCAUCCAUUCUAUGGCGGCGACUUAUCGCAGAAACAUCCUCACAUUAUAUUUGAAGCCCGAACAAAAGUUAAUAAAGGCUGCGCUAACUCGGGAAAUCUUGAGUGGCGUGUAAAGAACCGCCGACAGAAGCACAUCUUUGGGCUAUCAGAGACCACUUCUAAUCGAUACAAAAGAGACGUCCGUGAAGCAACCAAAUACAUCGAAACUGCCAUCAUUAUCGAUAAGGCUAUGUUUGACAAAAGAAACGGUAGUACCAGAGCUGAGGUUGUUCACGAUGCCAUCCAAGUUGCUAAUAUCGCAGAUUUGUAUUUCCGCACAUUAAACACUAGAGUCUCCGUCGUAUACAUCGAAACUUGGAAGGGCAGCAACCAAGUGCCAAUCGAUAAUGGCAUCGACAUCGAUCAAGCCUUGUUAAGCUUUAACGAUUAUACGAUGCGGAGAAUGUAUCAAGGUGCUCAGGAUACCACCCAAUUGCUCACGGGUGAGACUUUCUCAGGUGGAGAAUCAGGGGUGGCUGUGCCCGAGACCGUGUGCAGCCAAAGAUCCGUAGGAAUCAGCGUCGAUCUAAACACUUAUGAGCCUCAUCUUUUAGCUGGUACCAUGGCUCAUAUGAUCGGUCACAAUAUCGGCAUGAGUCACGACGAUGGAAGAAACGAUUGCAAUUGCCGCGAUUGGCACGGAUGCAUCAUGGCUCAAUCCAUCGUCGGUCUAGAAAAUGUUCAGCCAUACAAGUUUUCGGAGUGUAGUAAAACUGAUUAUAUAGAAGCUUUAAAGAGUGGCCACGGCAUCUGCCUUUUUAACAAACCAAACGAGCUGGAGAUUAGGAGAUCAUGCGGAAACAGGGUAAUCGACGACGGGGAACAAUGCGACUGCGGAUCACUCGAGGAAUGCAAGGAGUACGAUCCUUGUUGCGAUCCUAUCACCUGCAAGUUGACGACGGAGGCCGAAUGUGCGACCGGUCCUUGUUGCAACGAUUGCAAGCUCCGUGCUCGCGGUGUCGUCUGCCGCGAAUCGACAAACGAGUGCGAUUUACCCGAAGUGUGCUCCGGCGACAGCGGUCAAUGCCCACCGGAUGUUUAUAAAAAGAACGGCAACCCGUGCUCGAAUAGCGCUGGACACUGUUUCAACGGAGUUUGUCCGGCUCUGGAUUUACAAUGCGAACAAGUGUGGGGUUACGGCGGAAUCGCUGCCGACCAAGAAUGUUUCGACCAAUUUAAUUCUAAGGGAUCCAUCAACGGCCAUUGCGGUACGGACACCAGCGGUCAUCUUAUCAAAUGCGAACCUGAAAAUGUUCGUUGUGGAUCCCUUCAAUGCCAACAAGGAAGCAAGCAACCGGUAAUCGAUGGAAUGAAGGAUUUACAUACUAGAACUAUAAUUUCUAUCAAGAAUCAGGAAUAUGAAUGCAAAGCCACGACUGGAAGAGUGGAAGGAUCUGAUAUACCUGGAAUGGGAUUGGUUCGUGAUGGCACAUCCUGUGGUGAUAACUUGAUUUGUGUCAAUCAAACUUGCACGAGCUUGUUUCCGCACAUCGAUCAAGAAAAGUGUCCCAGCAAUCACGACGACAAAGAAUGCUCGGGAAAUGGCGUGUGCACGAACGCUAACAAAUGCUACUGCUUUCUCGGUUGGAGCGGAACGGACUGUUCCAUAGAGCAAUCUGUCCCAACGAUAUCGCCGACGACACCCACAACUGAAGUAGUACAGAAAUCUGAUAAAAUGGAAAAGAAAGAGACCCCCUACGAGAACUACCACGGCUCUAACACUGUAUUUUUAGUUGGUAUGCUCAUGUCGGUGGUAGGGGGUGUUUUCGUAGUAUUUGCUCUGAUGGCUCUCUGCUACAGGUCAGUCGUAGUACAUAAAAACUUCUCCCUCUGUCUCAGAAGGAAGAGCACCGUCCAGAAGUAUGACCCGCCAUACUCAAAGAAACCGCAGCAGAAGACCUACAGCAGCGUUGCCGGUAAUCAUAAUGCGGAAGCUGCGGCAUUGGACACGGUCAACAAGAUCCUCACUUUCGGCAGUAUGCCUCAGUACAGCCGCGGCGAGACCCAGCGCGUGCUGUUUCGACACCCGAAUAACGUCGUCGUCGCCGACGGGCCAAGAGUCAAGGAGCAUAAACCGCAGCCGAAGAGGCACGGCGUGGAGGAGGAAGAUGGAGGUAUGGGAGCAGAGGAAGUUGUCUCUUUCAUUGAUCUCCCACCAAACAAUCUCACAAAGUUGCCUGAGAAGGGAAUUUUAAAGAAACACGGUGGUUACGGACUAGGUGGAAGCACGAUCGAGCACGUGGAAAGAACUCUGAACCAAUUGAAUGGUUAUCACGAGGAUAUACUCGAGGUGCUGAAGAACGCAGCGAGUCGUCGCGAACUCGUAGGCACCCCGUCGGGCAGUGGCAAUCUCCUUGAUGAAGACGCGAUACGCAAGUCGCUGGCCGAGUGCGGUUAUCCUGACAUGUACCAGAAGGACACCGAUGGCCAGGAUAAUGGCAUCGACAACGGACAGGAGGAAGAGGAUGAUGAUGUGGAGCUGCAGCCGCCGUGCGGCACCAUUCGUAUUCGCAAUCUCGAGGAUCUCAUUCGUCAACUCGAGCAUCGAGCAGCGAGACCCUAUUUGACCGGCCAGAUGAGUCCGAGCGGGUCUGAAGAGAUUCGAACAUCCGAGACUGAACCUGAUCGACACUACAGAAUCGAUUCUUCUGUUUGUAGCGAGUCAUCACAAGGAAGCAGAAGAUGUAGCCGCGGCCGCGACGAGGACGCUAGUAGAUUCGUCUACGGUAGAUACCGUCAGCCGACGUCCCGAAGUCCUUACGGCAAUCAUCAACACACUCAUCAACACUCCCAUCAAAUGCACCCCGAGGACGAGGGUAUCUAUGAAACUGCCGAUCCUGACAGAGGCUCAAAUACUAGGGGUGAAACACCCGAUUGUGAAAGUGAUGCAUUUAUUCAAGCUCAACAACAAGUAGCCCGGUGGACUAGUGAGGAUGGAGGAGGAGGAGGAGGAGGAGUGCAGCACCGGCCGCCGCAGCAGCCACCACCGCCGUCUGCGAUGCCGGUGCAGCAACAGGCGCAGCAGCAGCAGCAACAGCAGCAGCUGCAACAGCAACACCAACUGCCGGUGGAACAACUGCCAAUCAAGCAGCGCGGCUAUUAUCCAUCCCCCCCACAAACCGAAAACAACCUCGACGCCGGCAGCAACGCCGAAGUCGAAUCUGCUCAAUCCCAGCAACAGCAAACGCUAAGCGAAGUUCGUGGAAUCGAUGUUAAUCACAUGCCUAAUAUUAACAAACGCCCACUAGACGAUAACUUUAGUCUAGAUUGUAACAUAAUGAAUAAUGAUUCCCCUAAAGAAUUAAUUACCAACAACACUAGUGAUAACGAAAAUACUGCCCUACUGCCCCCCCAUUUUCCUGAGUACAAGCAUUGAUAAUUAAUUAAUCGAUGACAGGUAGUGUCCGAAAGAAAAAAAGAAAGAAAUGGGAAAAUGUCGUAAUAAUAAUAAUAAUAUUAAUAAUAAUAAUAAAACAUAGUGGUGUGACAAUGAUGAUGAUGACGAUGACGACGAUGAUGUAAUCUCGAACUCGCAUUUUAUACUGAAUAGUGUAAAUAACGAUAAACUGUAACUGCGACGAUUACAAGAACAACAACAACAACAAGUAUUAAAUUAUAAAUUCAAAUAAUCUA